GAAGGGUCGUGCUGCAUGCCGGGACGCGUAGCUCCUGCCGCGAGGGGGGGGGGGUUGAGAGAGGCAUCAAUCUAUGCAGAUAAGAGGGGCGGGGCUCCAGACCGGGAGCCGGCGGCCGCCACUGGAUGUGGCGGCUGCAGUUGCGGUACUUCCCGGCGGGGAGGAGGUGGGGUCUGGGGAGGAGGCGGGGAGCGUGUCCCUGUGCCGCCUCAUGUGUACCCUGCCCGGGGAGCAGGAAAGGAGCCUCCGGCGGCGGCAACCAUGUCUGAGAAUGGCGCCUCAGCUCCCCCCGUCCCCAACGGCGAGUGCGCCGUGCGCCCGCCCGGCAACAAGGUGACCGUGGUGCUGGGGGCCCAGUGGGGCGACGAGGGCAAGGGCAAGCUGGUGGAUCUGCUGGCGCAGGACGCGGACAUCGUCUGCAGGUGCCAGGGAGGCAACAAUGCUGGGCAUACUGUUGUGGUAGAUUCCGUGGAAUAUGAUUUUCAUCUCUUACCCAGUGGGAUCAUCAAUCCAAAAGUCAUUGCAUUCAUUGGAAAUGGUGUGGUGGUUCACUUGCCAGGACUGUUUGAAGAAGCAGAGAAAAAUGUAAAAAAAGGAAAAGGACUAGAAGGCUGGGAAAAACGAUUAAUCAUUUCUGACAGAGCUCAUAUUGUAUUUGACUUUCAUCAGGCUGCUGAUGGCAUUCAAGAACAACAAAGACAAGAGCAAGCAGGAAAGAACUUGGGAACUACCAAAAAAGGGAUUGGUCCAGUGUAUUCUUCGAAAGCAGCUCGAAGUGGGCUCAGAAUGUGUGAUCUUGUUUCCGAUUUCGGUGAAUUUUCAGAGAGGUUCAAAGUAUUAGCUAACCAGUACAAAGCUAUAUAUCCAACCUUAGAGAUAGACCUUGAAGGGGAAUUGAAAAAACUCAAGGGCUACAUAGAAAGGAUUAAACCAAUGGUGAGAGAUGGUGUUUAUUUCAUACAUGAGGCUCUACAUGGACCACCAAAGAAAAUCUUAGUAGAAGGUGCAAAUGCAGCAUUACUGGACAUCGACUUUGGGACGUAUCCUUUUGUGACCUCUUCGAAUUGUACAGUUGGAGGCGUUUGCACAGGUUUGGGUAUGCCACCUCAGAAUGUUGGGGAAGUAUAUGGAGUUGUAAAAGCAUAUACAACCAGAGUUGGAAUCGGUGCCUUUCCUACAGAACAAGAUAACGAAAUUGGAGAAUUGCUGCAGACACGAGGUAAGGAGGUUGGCGUGACCACUGGUAGAAAAAGAAGAUGUGGCUGGCUGGAUCUUGUGUUACUCAGAUACGCCCACAUGAUUAAUGGAUUUACUGCAUUGGCUGUAACAAAAUUGGAUAUCUUGGAUGUAUUUCCAGAAAUCAAAGUUGGAAUUGCUUACAUACUAAAUGGUGAAAUCAUACCUCAUUUUCCUGCAAACCAGGAAGUCUUAAAUAAAGUAGAGGUUCAGUAUGAGACAUUCCCAGGAUGGAACACGGACAUAUCAAAUGCAAGAACAUUUGAUGAACUGCCUGUAAAUGCACAGAACUAUGUUCGCUUUAUAGAACUGGAGCUUGGUAUUCCUGUUAAAUGGAUUGGAGUAGGGAAAUCCAGAGAGUCAAUGAUACAGAUGUUUUAAAGAUUUCAGAUGCGUGGAAGAAAGCACACUCCUCAAUAAAAGACUGCUUAGUCUUACAUGUAUUAGUAGUCUACAAAGUGAAGAUGUUGGAAGGAUAGAUCUUGCAUGGAAAGAAAUGUUAGAGUUGGUCUCCCAAACCGAUUGCUACUCUUGAAAGACUUUGACGUCUACCAAUAUCAGCUCUCUAUCCAACUGGCAAUAACUCCAGGACACUUGCCAUUACUGUUAUACAUGGUGCCACCAGACUUUUCUUUAUCAUCUAGUAUUUACUCCAUAACAUAAUCCUUGAUGUUUGAAAAUGAAAGGUAACAUCAUUUUCCUGACUUUGUCUUGAUUGUUGUUAUUAUGCUUCUGGCGGUGUUACUUCCCUGAAAUCUUAAACAGUAAAAAUAAUGCAGUUUUGCACAAAUGGUUUUACAUCCUCAUUAUUUGUACUCCUAAAUAUGUUGUAUUCUUUAUAGCUGCUGUUGUAGUGAGUGAUUAAAGAGGGAUUCUGAUGAUUUUAUAAUGCUAUAAACAUUGUCUAAACUGUGUGUGAGAUGGCUUUUGUUCAAAAAAAUUUGUGAUUCAAGUUGUUGGGAGUGUGCAAGGGGCUCUUAAGACAAGUUUACAGAAAAUGUGCAAAAACCUAAAUUUGAUAUUGUGUAAAGUUCAUUUACAGUUACUGAACUAUUCUAUUUAAUUUUUUAAAAUUAAUUUUAAAACAAUUAUGCACUUCUCCACUUUGAGUGCAUAUUACAGAAAAGUAAAUCUCUUGCUAAUUAGAAGGAAGCAUGUUUAUUCAUAUGUUUAAAGUUUUAAUCUUUAGGUGCCUCUUUAAAUUUUUUCUUGUACGUCAGUGAUUAGAACUGUUUGACUUCACACAACUAGGCAAAGGCACUAUAGAAAUUAUAAAAGGAAAACUAUUAGGGCUGUCAAGCGAUUAAAAAGAUUAAUCAUGACUAAUCAUGCAAUUAAAAUUAAUCACUAUUAAUUGUGAUAAACACUAGAAUGUCAUUUAUAUAAAUAGUUUUCCAUAUUUCCAAAUAUAUUGAUUUCAGUUACAACCCAAAAUACAAAGUGUACAGUGCUCACUUUAUAAUAUUUGCACUGUUAAUGUAUUUCAGUUCACUUAAUACAAGUACUGUAGUGCAAUCUCUUUAUCAUGAAAGUUUAACUUACAAUGUAGAAUUAUGUACAAAAAUCCUGCAUUCAAAAAUAAAACACUGUGAAACUUUAGAGCCUACAAGUCCACUCAGUCCUACUGCUUGUUCAGCCAGUCGCUAAGACAAACAUGUUUGUUUACAUUUGCAGGAGAUAAUGCUGCCUGCUUCUUAUUUACGAUGUCACCUGAAAGUGAGAAUAGGCACUCUCAUAGCAUUGUUGUCGCUGGCAUCGCAAGAUAUUUGUGGCAGAUUCGCUAAAGAUUCAUAUGUCCCUUCAUGCAUCAACCACCAUUCCAGAGGACAUGCAUCCAUGCUGAUGAUUGGUUCUGCUCGAUAACAAUCCAAAACAGUGCAGACCAAUGCAUGUUCAUUUUCAUCAUCUCAGUCAGAUGUCACCAGCAGAAGGUGAUUUUCUUUUUUGGUGGUUCAGGUUCUGUAGUUUCCGCAGCGGAGUGUUGCUCUUUUAAGACUUUUGAAAGCAUGUUUCACACCCCAUCCCUCUCAGAUUUCGGAAGGCACUUCAGAAUCUUAAAUCUUGAGUCAUGUUCUGUAACUACCUUUAGAAAUCUCACAUUGGUACCUUCUUUGCGUUUUGUCAAAUCUGCAGUGAGAGUUCUUAAAAGAAACAUGUGCUGGAUCAUCAUCCAUGACUGCUAUAACAUGAAAUAUAUGGCAGAAUGUGGGUAAAACACUGAGCAAGAGAUCUACAGUUCUCCCCUAAGGAAUUCAGUCACAAAUUUAAUUAAUGCGUUUUGUUUUCUUAACUAGCGUCAUCAGCAUGGAAAUAUGUCACCUGGAAUGGUGGUCAAAGCAUGAAGGGGCAUACAAAUGUUUAGCAUAUCUGGCACAUAAAUUCCUUGCACCGUUGGCUACAAUAGUGCCAUGAGAGUGCCUAUUCUUACUUUUUCAGGUGACACUGGAAAUAAGCUGAGGGCAGCAUUAUCUCCUGCAAAUAUAAACAAACUUGUUUGUCUUAGCGACUGGCUGAACAAGCAGGACUGAGUGGACUUGUAGGUUCUAAACUUAUACAUUGUUUUGUUUUUGACUGCAGUUAUGUAAUCUACAUUUGUAAAUUGUGCUCUCACAAUAAAGAGGCUGCAUUACAGUACUUGUAUGAGGUGAAUUGAAAAAUUUUUACAGUGCAAAUAUUUGUAAUAAAGUGAGCACUGGACACUUUGUAUUCUGGGUCGUAAUUUAUAUCAAUAUAUUUGAAAAUGUAGAAAAACAUCCAAAAUUUUAAAUUUCACUUGGUAUUCUAUUGUUUAGCAGUGCGAUUAAAACUGCUUAAUCACAAUUAAUUUGAGUUAGUCAUGUGAGUUAACUGUAACUAAUCAAACAGCCCUAAAAACUAUAUAAAUCAAAGGCACAGUUGAGAUAUUUAAUGUAUUCUGAAAAUGUGAUUCAGAAUUCACCUACUGAAGGCAAUGUUUCUGCUUAAUGUCAUUGGAUUAUGUCCUGGAAGUAUUUCCAUGAAUAAUCUUGGAGCUGUAAACAAGUGAAGGAGACCUGUUUAUUUUGGUAGUGUGGUAUGUAACACUUACUUGAUCUAAUAAGAGUCUUAAAGCUUCCAAUUAAAAAAAAAAAAGUGGCCUUUACAGCAUGAUUUUAUUCUGUUUUUUAGGUAAAUACACACAUUGCAUUGUGAAGUUUGAGUACUCCCUUCUCAGUUGGGUGGAAAUAAGCAUAGUUUAUUUCCAAAUGAUAAACUGAUCAAAUUUAGAUACUAACUUUGCUGUAAUGGAUUAGUUGAAUCAAGCUGCAAAGGGGAAUAUAGGAAACUUAGAAC
Dermochelys coriacea (leatherback sea turtle) is the source of this 4548-nucleotide messenger RNA. RefSeq names its product adenylosuccinate synthase 2 (gene ADSS2). Lineage: Eukaryota; Metazoa; Chordata; Testudines; Dermochelyidae. Gene Ontology annotation, cellular component: cytoplasm. Gene Ontology annotation, biological process: IMP metabolic process; 'de novo' AMP biosynthetic process. Gene Ontology annotation, molecular function: adenylosuccinate synthase activity; GTP binding. The record is from RefSeq and is a predicted model, not a curated record.